UGCUUUUGCUUCAUUUGACAACAGCCUUGGAUAAUACUGUGUGGAUGCAUUUUUUGGAUAGGUCCUACCCAAUUGGAAUAAAUUUGAAUUUUGCAUUACAGCUCCAAGGGGCUAAGAUCACUCUAGGCCCUGCUAGUUGAAUCCUGCCCCUGAGACUCCUCCUUUGCUACACUGCCCUGCUAGCAGACUCAUGCUCUGUCUCAGCUGCCCUGCACCUGUGAGGCUUUUCCUCUUUGUGCCUGCCUGGAAGAGUUGACAUACCUCAAAUGAUGAUUGUGACCAGCUGUGUCAGCAUGUUUUCAGAAGUCAUCUCUAAUCUAAGCCAACAAGGACUCACAAAAUGCCCAAUAUCUGAAGAAAGGAUUAGAACAGAAGAGCAGGAAAGACUCAGUUCCACGGCAAGAAGAAACGCAGUUCAGCCUGCCCGCUGCUCAGGCUGGACAGCACCAUCAUGUGGGACGUGCUCACAUAGCAGCCGAUGGAAAAACUAAAUCAGGAUGGCCCAAAUUCUCUUAGAGUGUUACAAUCGUUCGAUGUUAGUAUUGGAGAGCCAGAGGCGUUCAGAUGGGAUGAGGACAAUGAGCUCUCACAUUGUAUCCUCCCUCUCCGUGUGUGUAUUUUUAAUGAAUUUUCAGAGAUAUGUAUAAUCUUUCAAAGGAGCCUAUACAAUCUGCUUACCUUCUAGCUCUGAAACACUCAGGCCCACCUCACCGAGAGUGCACAUCAGCUUAGAUGGUCCUUUUUCCUUAUUUAAAAAGGAAAGCUGUCCAAAGCUCUUUCUUAUCUAGCUAUCUUCUUGCAUACUUUACAUAUAAAAAUUGUGACCCAUUUUGUAAAUGGGUUCUGUGACUAUUCUAAUUUGAAACCAACAUUUAUGCUGCUGUAUAGAAGAGAUAGGAUAGGAGGGCAGCUGUUGUAGAAAUUAGUUGAAGGACAAUAUAAACCAUCUCAUAUAUAUUCCAGUCACAAUGUCUUAAUUCACCAUUUCAUAAUUAUGCACUGAGACAAACAUGGUUUGGAAAUUUUGAGUGAGUUCCUCUGAGUAUCCUAAUCUCUAGGUCACAUGAACGGAGGAAACACUGAGAAGGCUGACAGAAGUCACAUUCCAUGUUUAAUAAAGUAACUCACAAAUAAAAACAUCCCUUUCCUUUCAACAGAUUUCAAGCAUAUUUUACCUAUAAAAACAGUUAAAAUUCUUGAAAAGGGUGUCCCAGUAAUCAGUUUCCCCUCCACUGAAAGGAGGAGGUACAGAGGUAGUUGCAGCAGUACAGAGAGCAGGGCCCUGGUGCUGAAGCUGGUGUCAGUGCCUGUUGCAUGUAUUUGCAUUUGUUAAUACAAAUUGCCCCUGUUUAAGGGCUGCAGAUGGACAGAGCAGGCAGUGGGACUGGUGGUGCUUCCCUCUGGGAUGCACAGGGCCUCCCAGCCAGAGAGCAGAUAGAAAAUUACAGACUGCUUUUCCUGCUCUACAGUGUCCCCAGUACCCUAUCGCCCUGCCCUCCAUCCUCCUGUGGCCAAUUGAUUGUCAGGGCUCAGGAAACAGGGAAGGCCUGCAGAGGAAGAGAAAGAAAGCCUGCAGAGCUUCCAGAAACUUCUCUGGAAGCAUAACCAGGCCCACAGCCAUUCACAAAGCCUAGAUGAAAGUUGGUUUUUACACAGGAAUAUGGUAACAUCCAGGUGUUCCCUUCAGGAAGCACACACACACCAAACUUUUGAAUAUAUAUUGAGGAGAAGCCUUUUGUACCUCACCUCUUCCAAAAAAGAAUAAUAGUAUAGGAGUCCCAAUAGAAAUGGAGAAUCCUGAAGUGACUGUGAGCAGCUGCAGUGCACAUGACGAUGAAAACCUUUGCAGCUACAAACGACACUCAUCAGUAUCACAGGAGGCACUUUUGGAAGACCAGCUUAGAAGGAAGUUAAAAUUUUUCUUCAUGAAUCCGUGUGAGAAAUUUUGGGCCCGGGGCAGAAAGCCUUGGAAACUUGGGAUUCAGUUACUCAAAAUAGUGAUGGUUACAGUUCAGCUGGUGGUUUUUGGAUUGAGCAACCAAAUGGUGGUUGCCUUCAAAGAAGAGAACACUAUUGCAUUCAAACACCUGUUCUUGAAAGGAUAUAUGGACAGAAUGGAUGAUACCUAUGCUGUAUACACGCAAACAGAUGUCUAUGACCAGAUAUUCUUUGCAAUAAACCAGUACCUCCAGCUGCCCAACAUCUCUGUUGGAAAUCAUGCUUAUGAGAAGAGAGGAGCAGAAGACACACCUCUGGCUGUUUGUCAGCAGUUCUACAAGCGAGGGAUCAUCUGUCCUGGAAACGACACCUUUGAUAUAGACCCAGAGAUUGUGACUGACUGCUUGUACAUUGAGCCAACGACUUCACUAGACAACACAACGAUGGGAAAGCACAAUUUGAAUUUCACUCUGGAUUUCCCCAGGCUGGUGGCAGUGCAGCUCAUGUUCAAUCUGAAGGCAAUCAACCUCCAGACCGUUCGUCACCACGAGCUCCCCGACUGUUACGAUUUCACUCUGCGGAUCGUGUUUGAUAAUAAAGCACACAGUGGAAGAAUUAAAAUAAGUCUAGACAAUGACAUAGCAAUCAGGGAAUGUAAAGACUGGCAUGUUUCUGGAUCAAUACAGAAGAACACUCAUUACAUGAUGAUCUUCGAUGCUUUUGUCAUAUUGACUUGUCUGACUUCAUUGAUCCUUUGCACACGAUCAGUGAUUAAAGGAAUUUGGCUCCAAAGGGAAUUUGUAAGUUUUUUCCUGUAUUAUUAUAAGAAAGAAGUAUCUUUCAGUGAUCAAAUGGAAUUUGUCAAUGGAUGGUACAUCCUGAUUAUAGUUAGUGAUGUCCUAACUAUUGUUGGAUCAACUCUAAAGAUGGAGAUACAAGCUAAGAGUCUGACAAGUUAUGAUGUCUGCAGCAUACUCUUAGGAAUAUCUACUAUGCUUGUGUGGCUUGGAGUCAUUCGCUACCUAGGUUUCUUUCAGAAGUAUAAUCUUCUCAUCCUAACGCUGCGAGCAGCAUUACCCAAUGUAAUGAGGUUCUGCUGCUGCGCUGCUAUGAUCUACCUGGGCUACUGUUUCUGUGGAUGGAUUGUACUGGGACCAUACCACGUGAAGUUUCGCACUCUGAACAUGGUUUCCGAAUGCCUUUUUUCACUGAUCAAUGGAGAUGACAUGUUUGCCACCUUUGCAAAAAUGCAGCAGAAAAGUUACUUGGUUUGGUUAUUCAGUAGGAUCUACCUCUACUCCUUCAUCAGUCUGUUCAUCUAUAUGGUGCUGAGUCUCUUCAUUGCCCUCAUUACAGAUACAUAUGAAACAGUCAAGCACUACCAGCAAGAUGGCUUUCCAGAGACAGAACUUCAGAGAUUUAUAUCACAGUGCAAAGACUCACCAAACUCUGGGAGGUACAGGUUAGAGGAGGAAAGUUCUGCAUCUCUCUUCUGUUGUUGUAAUGGUUGUAGUGGACAUAUUUAAUGGAUUGUGGGAGUGUAUCAUGAAGGCUUUAAAGCAGCACAGAUUGCAAGAACUUGACAAUGGAUCUGGUGGAAAACCUUAUUUCUGAAGACUUAAUUUUCUUUUCUCAAAAAACAGCGUAGGCCUGUGGCAGAAGUUUGUGCUAAACUUACAGACCUUUUGUUUAGACAUUCACUGCUAGUUCAGGGGGUUUGUGGAUUUUAAUAGUUUUAUUCUGUUUGAUUCCUUAGUUAAAUUGUGCUAGAAUGCAAAGGGCAUUCAACCUGUCUGCUUUCAGAGACUUGGCUAGAUUAAGAGUAGAGUUUAAAUGCAGUAACUUCAACUCUAAGUAGAACUAGUGCCAGACAACUUCAGCUUUGAACAGCAACCUAGCCCUCAGUAGUGCUGGCAUUAUCUCUCUCUGGCUGAUCUGUUACUGAAGGAAUGAAAGCACACUAGAGCCCCCAGCAUUUUUUGGUUCUUUGCACUCACAGUAAAAAAAAAAUACUAUGAAAUUUAGUGUAAUUUGUUUCUGGAGUCAUUGCACUGAGUUGAUACACAAACCACUCAAAUAUAGCUGAAAGCAUAAAAUAAAUAUUUCUUUAAACACAAGUACCACUGGAUGUAAGUGGCAAUCUAUUCUCAGAGAGGCUGGGAUGUGCCAGGCUGAACUGAAGUUUCAGGGAUGAGCUGAGUGGAGAAAUGUUCUCAUGUAUCAAGCACUGGGCAGAGUCAGUUACAGUCUUCAGCUUAACAGUGUUUGGAUCUUACAUUUUCAAAGGGAAAAUCAGACAAAAACCCUUUCAAAAUACCUAUUUUUAAAAAAUUUGAAAUCUUCCUCCGGCACAUAAUCUGUAAACCUGAAGUCUAAACUGAGUUAAAGACACAGGAGAUAUGUCUCUGAGAGUCUAACCUCCACACUUUAGAAACUGGAUAUUUCCUAGCAACCUAAUAACCUGCUACUGUCAGUGGCUGGAUGAAACAUUAGCUCUUACAGAAGUUCAGUUUUGACAACUUAGUUUAUAUUCUUUGUUGAUUGUGAUACUAUUUAAUGGAUGCCUUAUUUUCUAUAGUCUAUUCACUCUGGGAGCAGAAUAGAAAACUAAAGGGAAGCAUAUUUUAGAGAACUUGCAUUUGUGAGCAGCAUUGCUGUAGCUGUGCGUGACAAUGUAUAAUGCUGUAGAGGACACUAAACAUGUUCUGUCUGAAUGCUUACACAUUGUAAAUGUGCUACAAUAAACACUUACAGCUGCA
Molecule: messenger RNA, 4697 nt
Organism: Serinus canaria (Common canary)
Lineage: Eukaryota; Metazoa; Chordata; Aves; Passeriformes; Fringillidae
Product: mucolipin-3
Exons: 17
Coding region: 1788-3464 (558 amino acids)
Cellular component (GO): plasma membrane; lysosomal membrane
Molecular function (GO): NAADP-sensitive calcium-release channel activity
Source: RefSeq, a predicted model, not a curated record